Molecule: messenger RNA, 2310 nt
Organism: Emericellopsis atlantica
Lineage: Eukaryota; Fungi; Ascomycota; Sordariomycetes; Hypocreales; Bionectriaceae
Exons: 1
Coding region: 216-2186 (656 amino acids)
Source: RefSeq, a predicted model, not a curated record
CAUAGACCAGCAUCCUCCCAGCCCCAAGCAAUCAACUGCCCAAAACACAAGAAUCGACACUCUGUGCUGCCUCUCGCAGCGCCUACCCAGUCUCCUCGAAUUCGCAGAAAAUCACAAUCCCGUCGCACGCUCCGAGUGCGUCACAAUCGACAUUGCGAGCGGGCUCAUGCGGCGUGCCAACGCCCCCGGCGCGACUCUGCGCGCGAGACCUCAAAAUGUCCUCCCCACGCGACUCACGGCCCUUCACCCACCACACGCCCCCAGCCAGGCCCCCGUCGACGCUGCCGAUGCCUGGUGAAACGAAGAUAGUGAUCCCGAUCCCUUGUAUACCAAGAUACAAACGCGGCACUGGCCCUUCGCUUCAACGGAUCACGCUCCAGCCCGUUCACGACUCGACCGCGUACAUUGUCGAGCGAAUCUUCCUCCCACCAAAGGGCACAGGGCGCGAUGGGCGAGAACUCCCGAAACGACCUGGAUAUAUCAUUGGGUGGACGGACUUGCCAGCGGCCAGAAAGGUUGUCACAGCGCGAGACGUCCUGACAUAUGUGUCGCCUCGAAAACUAGAGGAGUGGGAGAGCUCCUUUGAGGAAGAGCUCAAUGCCGAACGGAGGGAGCUCAAGGCGGCGAAAGAAAGAGCAUCACAAGGGCCGGAGAAGCCUGCUGGCAAGAGGAGAGGUCGACCACCGAAACAUGCGGGCAUUGAGAGUGCGGCUGCUGUGGUGGACGAGGACAGCGACCAGCCAGCUGGCGCUGCCAUGGCCGUAGGCGGCGCCAUGCUCGCGACGCCGACGAAGAAGGCCGGAUUAAGGGCAUUCGAGGAUCCAUGGGGCGACGAGCCAAGCCGGGAGGCUACGGAGCUUCCCACGGAAGAUACGGACGCUUCGGGGCGAAACGAUGGGCUGCUGGGCGAACAAGCUGCCGAUGAUGAAAAAGAAGUUUGGCAGGGCUUUUCUAAUGAACCAAGCGUGCUAGAUGACGGCUCCAAUCAGCUGGACGAUGUGGACAUGGAGGAGGAAGCUGCCCCAACCACAAUUUAUGAAGGGCAUACUGUGGGCCAGCAAGGAGUCGAGGAUGACAGCGACGAGGAGGACGAAGAGUUGUCGACCCGAGCCCUCGCCCGCGAGCUCUACCGGAGAGGAGUGGAAGCUAUGAGCAAAGCUGCCGAACCGAACGGGGCUCACGAAGAAUCGAGAGAAGUUCAGGACGACGAGGACGACGACAUGGCCGAAUUCUACGAUGCGCCUGAGACGGCCGACGACGCGGGCGUUGAGAUCAAAGAUGAGCCGGUCGAUGUGGAAUCGGUUCCGAUCAGUACUCUGGCCAGUGUCGAGACGACGCAGGCUCAGACAGCAACGCCGGCUGACACCAACGGCGCGGCUACUAUGGAACGCCGAUACCACCAGUUGAAUUACCCACAAUGGGUCGCUAUCGGGUCAUCAAAGAAACCAUCACAGAUACAUGGACUGGCGGCACAGUCGACCUCACAAUCUUCCGACUCGCCCAUGCUGCCUCCUCCCUCUGCAGAACAAGGCUCAUCGUCGAUGAACAAGAGCAAGUCAAGGGGCAGCCUCGGUAUGAAGACACCGGCGCACAAAGCGCGCAAGCUCUCAAAGUCCUCCCCCGCCUCCGGGAGCAGGAAGCGAGCCAAGUCCACGCCCCGAUCGAGGUCCUCCGCCGCCCAGACCCCCGUCCUCGUCAACGGCGCCCAGGAGUGGGUCGUCAAAGAGAUCCUCGACGACGAGACGUACCAGGUCGAGGACCGCGGGCUGGUGCGGUACUUCAAGGUGCGCUGGGAGGGGGACUGGCCCCCCGACCAGAAUCCGACCUGGGAGCCGGAGGACAACCUGCCUGCGCAGCUGGUGAAGAAUUACUUCAAGAUGGACUACUCACGGCUACCGCCGGCGGCGCGCAAGCGGCGGCGCGAAAGGGCGUUGCUGAGGGCGAGUGGGAGUGCGCACUUUGUCAGUGUCAGAGAUGCCUUUGCCGGGGAACUAGACAAGGUGGAUUCCUCUCAUGAUAUGGGCAACGGAGGGACGGGCACGGCGGAGUAUGGGAAUGGACAUGAGCACGAGCAGGACGAGCCUAUGGCUGUGGACGAUACCGGUUCGCCUCACAAUGUGAAGCGACCGCGGUUCAGUUUCGGCAUGAGUGGAGGCGUGGUCGUGGGACCAUGGGGAGGUUCUUAGGGGCCAGGCGGGGGUGCCCAUCUCUUGAUUCAAGCGAGCAUAGCAUUGCACACAUGUUGUGUCAUUUCGGGCAAGGCGUUAGUUAUCAUGGUUGCAUGGGUACCGCAGGCUUAUAAUGAGCAAC